Molecule: messenger RNA, 1260 nt
Organism: Salvia miltiorrhiza (redroot sage)
Lineage: Eukaryota; Viridiplantae; Streptophyta; Magnoliopsida; Lamiales; Lamiaceae
Exons: 1
Coding region: 1-1134 (377 amino acids)
Source: RefSeq, a predicted model, not a curated record
AUGGAGCUCCCAAUAAGUGAUGUGGGUCAUGUGGAGCUAAUUGGAGGUUUGGUAAAGAUAAAAGGAGGAGCUAUAUCAAUACCUCAUCAUGAUGUUGAUUAUGAGUUCCACAAUCACAAACUCAGAUUAGUCUCAUCAUUUCCAAAAGAAGAAGAAAAUAGUGAUGAUGAUGAUGAUGAUGAUGAUUGGAAAGAUCAAGAAUCGGAAUUAAUAUGUGAUGGGUGCAUUACUCCUAUAUUCAGCCGGAAACAAAGACCAUCUUCUUCAACAUCAUCAUCAUCUUCUUCUUCUUCAAGUAGAAAAUAUUACUACUAUAUGAGUUGUAGCAGUGGAUGCAAUUACAAUCUUCACAUGGCGUGCUUCCGCUUGCCAUCUCGCCUCCCCUCCAUUCCACUCCACCACCAAUCUGGUCACCACCUGAUUCUCAAAUCUUCUCACAAACUUCCAUCCGAGGAGUGGGAGUGCAAGGUGUGUUCUCUCAUAUCAAGUGGACUGUUCUACGCUUGUACAAAAUGCAACUUCAGAGCAGACAUCAAGUGCGCUUCUCUGCCGGCCACCAUAUAUCACACGGCUCACCAACAACAUCCCCUCGACUUUCAACCCAGCUGGCAACUAAUUUACUGUGAUGCUAUGUGUGGUGACUCCUUAUACGGCAACUCUUACGCGUGCGGCAGCUGUGAGUUCAUUGUGCACGUUCCAUGCGCUAUACUGCCAGAAUCAAUCACCAGCCGUAGAUGGGACAAGCACCACCGGCUGCUAUUGACGUACGACGCCAAUCUCAACAAUCCGGGUGAAUUCUACUGCGACGCAUGUGAAACAGCAGAAACGAAUCCUAAGAGGUGGAUGUAUCACUGCCGCCACUGCGAUCUAUCCAUCCAUCCCCGCUGCUUGAAAUCCACAUCCGGUGAGUAUAGAAACAUCAAGUUCGGAAAGGAGUAUGUGAUUAAUGAUGCGGAAGUUCACCCACCACACCCUCUCGCCUAUCAACUUCUCACAAAACGCCGUUGCGACCUUUGUCGUAGGGAUAAGUAUGAAUCGCGAGGAUUUCAGUGUGCAUCAUGCAACUUCUGCGUUUGUUUAUACGCCUGCGGCGAGAAAAUGCUCAAAAAUGGCUGCAUGAAGGCCGUCGAGUGAUGUUUUACCUCUUUCUACUUGUAUUUCUUUUGCUUAUGUUUUUCUCUCACCGCUUUUACUUCUCAACGUGGGAGGGUUUUUUGUUUGUUUGUUUGAUCAAUUUGAUCCUAUGUUUGGUGUUUCUAA